GAACCAUGUAACUAUGAUUUGCAGCAAUUCAAACCAGGUUACACAGCUUCUCCUCCAUUAUUCGAAAUGGGGCGUAUUCCAAUGAGCUUCAGGGGGAACUGGGAGAUUUCUCGAAGGAACUUGGAUAGUUCUAGCUAUAUAGCAAUGGUUUCUUCAAACCGCAAUGUUGUUGAUACCGACUAUGAUGAGUUCUCAGAUUCUGCUGCAACCAGCGUGCUAUGCUGCCAUUCGUUUGCUAUUGUUUUCAUGGUUCUCCUGGUUUUGAGGCACUCUCUUCCCCUCAUAUUCAAUGAAACCGGUGGUUACUCUUUCCCUCUGCUUCUGUCGAUUUGCCUGCGAAGUUUACUGAUCUUUCUACCAAUAUACGUUAUGUUCAAAGUAGUCUCUGCAGUUCAUCGCCGUCGACUUCUCGUAAGCCUGGCUACAUCUUCUAGUUCAUCCAUUCAUUCAACCAGCAUAGUUAGGAGUUCGACAUCCGUAUCGUCCCAACCUCAGCCUUACAUUAUCCGCGUUCGGUCAGUUUCAUAGCAGCAGAAGGUCUGAGAAAUUGGACUGCGAGCUGAAGAAUGGUGUUGGUAUGGGGGGGAUACAUGGCAGUAGGCUUUGCUUUGUGUAUAGAUGGGUAUAGAUGUUUGAAGUCGUUAUGCAGUUUAGUUUAUUAAAUGAUUGGUUUGUGUUAGAAAUUCUUUGUACAGAAAAGAAAUGAAUGAAUGAUAUAUGCACAUAAUAUGUAAAUCUCUUACUGUUCGUUAGUUAAUAGAUAAA
Cucurbita pepo subsp. pepo (vegetable marrow) is the source of this 765-nucleotide messenger RNA. Lineage: Eukaryota; Viridiplantae; Streptophyta; Magnoliopsida; Cucurbitales; Cucurbitaceae. The record is from RefSeq and is a predicted model, not a curated record.